Carassius gibelio (silver crucian carp) is the source of this 1689-nucleotide messenger RNA. RefSeq names its product ubiquitin-conjugating enzyme E2 G1. The transcript is spliced from 5 exons. The coding region runs from base 195 to 704 and encodes 169 amino acids. NCBI's taxonomy places the organism in Eukaryota, Metazoa, Chordata, Actinopteri, Cypriniformes, Cyprinidae. The record is from RefSeq and is a predicted model, not a curated record. Gene Ontology annotation, molecular function: ubiquitin conjugating enzyme activity. Gene Ontology annotation, biological process: protein polyubiquitination; proteasome-mediated ubiquitin-dependent protein catabolic process.
GACACACAGCCCUGAGGUCAGUGCCAGUAUCACAUGUAUCCCUUCUCGGCGCAUGAGAAACAGAUAUCAAAUACGCACUGCCGAAGUGCUGCGUGUCGAACAACUUUGAUUGCCAACGUUGAUUUCUCUGACUUCAUUUCGUCCCAUUUUCGUUUGAAGAUACUAUUUAUUUUGUUAACAUUAGUUGAAAUAAAAUGACUGAGCAAUCGGCCCUGCUUCUGCGAAAACAGCUAGCAGAGCUCAACAAAAACCCAGUGGAAGGUUUUUCUGCUGGUCUGAUUGAUGAUGAUGAUAUCUAUCAGUGGGAGGUUGUCGUGAUCGGCCCUCAGGACACAUUGUUCGAAGGUGGAUUUUUUAAGGCACAUCUCAUUUUCCCUCAUGAUUACCCACUUCGGCCUCCCAAGAUGAAGUUUAUUACAGAGAUUUGGCAUCCUAAUGUUGCGAAGAACGGAGAUGUUUGCAUUUCCAUCCUACAUGAGCCGGGAGAGGACAAAUUUGGCUAUGAGAAACCUGAGGAGCGUUGGCUGCCCAUCCACACUGUAGAGACCAUCAUGAUUAGCGUGAUCUCCAUGUUAGCUGAUCCAAAUGGUGACUCGCCAGCCAAUGUGGACGCUGCUAAAGAAUGGCGAGACGAUCCCAACGGUGAGUUCAAGAGGAAAGUUGCCCGCUCUGUGAGGAAGAGCCAAGAAAUGGCAUUUGACUAGAUGCUCCAUCACUGUUACAUUUGUUCAGUACAUAUCAGUUCCCAUCUCCAUAUCUUGAAGUCAAUUUCAGGAUUUAUUUUGGCAUUGAUUUUAAAACCCAUGACAAGCUCAUAUCAAUUUAAUAGGUUUAAUCAUGUGUUGAAUUACAUUUAUGAGUGGCAAAGCUUCAUCGCGUAAACUGAAUUCUAACCAGCCCCCUGGAUAAAUUACAAACUUAAUAGGCGAUCACAUAUAUUUUAGUCACCAGUUAUUUGGUUUUGCACCAUUUAGGGAUAUAAAAGUCACCGUAAAAUAUUAUAUAUAAAUAUUUUUUAUCUGAAUGUGUGAGUUCUAGCACGUUUCGUUAAUUUCAAUUACCCUCCACCUUUCAGUGUGUCUGAAUUAUUUAUUAUCUUAAUUAGGGUGAAAUGUACUGCAUGACAUGUUGUGUUUUGAUUCGCUUUUUUUUAUCUGCCACUGAGCCAUCAAUUUUGAACCGUCUUUUAUGCAAUUUUGGCGUGUUUUGUGCGUUUAUGGUACUAGUAGAGGCUGAUGGUCAGAUUUCUCUUCUCACUGACAGCCCUAUUCCCUUAAAAAACAAAACAAAACAAUACCGCAGAUGUCUCUCAAAGGGCCAUCUCUUUCUCUGCUGCCUUAAGCUGUUCUCCUAUUGGAAAGGAAAAUUGUAUUCAGUGAUGUCAAGUCCGUCUCAACGUCUAGUCGGUUUUUGAGCUGGAAUCCUCUUUUGGACAAACCAAAAAGUUAGAUAUUUGCAUGAGAGAAAGAGAAUAUUUUUUUGUAUAAAUGGUAAGCUCAAAAGCUGUAUUUUUUUGUGUAUGUAAAUAUGAUGUACUGUACCAUAGCUCUAUCAGUCAUUUGUUUGUGAUGCCCCCCCCCCCUCACAUGUAGUUUUGUAACCUCAUUUAUGACUGUAUCCUGUUCACUCUUCUGUUCCCUUAAGGUCCUAUCAUUUAAUUGCUCAUUAAAAUGUAGCAUUUGUCUUACA